AUGGCGGCAGCACAAGCACAAAGAGCCCCGGACAUCCGCUACUCUGAUGUGGCAAGAUAUGUGAGCCUGUCGUUGAUGAAGGAGCCACCACGGCCGAAGUCGCAGGUCCGACUGGACCCACUCAAGGAGGUGGCGGCCCCACGCAUACUGGCAUUACCUCCCAGUGGAGCCAAGGACGAACAGGUGGAUCGCAUGAAAACGCAACUGGCGUGGCUCAAAGCCCAGCAGAAGGCGGAGAAGGAAGAGCUCCACAGGCUCGAAACUUGCCUCUCUGACUCCAUGCUGCUGGAGAAGAAGGUGCACAAGAAAACUGUCAAGGACCGCGAGAAGUUCGAGUUCCACCAGAAACAUGCAGCUCAAGUCACCGAGCAGAUCCAAGCUCUUCAGGCAGCGUUGCAGGAAGCCUCGAGAAAGCCUGAGGUCAAUGCAGUGCAGGUCACGAGCCCUGCAAGACCGCCAGAGUCGGAAGCUGGCAGGAGUAAUCAAUCCCCACCUGCAGACGAGAAGCCUGCAAGUGAACUGCGGUCGCAGACUGCACCAGAGCUGGACCGCAAACGGGUCGACGUCGUAGAGGAAGAGCCCGAGGUGGCCGAGGACUCGCACAUUACCCUCAAGGAAUAUUUUGACGCUGCUGACCAGCGACAAAAAGAGAAGGAAGCAAAGCUCACGCAGGCGCAGCUGAUGAGCGCUUCCGCGAGAUCACAGAACUCGUCGGGGAUGCGAAGCACCUUCCACAGCACGAAUCAGAGCGGCUUCUUUCGGCGGCCGCAGCUGAGCCCCGAGGAGCUCGCUCUGCGGCGGGAGGAGCAUCGUCAGGCCAUCCGGCGUGAGCUCAUAGAAAGAUGCGGGGGCGCCCCACGUGCAGCUUUCAAAAAGCUGGACUUGAAUGGCAGCGGUAAUAUCAGUUCGCAAGAGUUCGCCGACGGAGUUGGAAGGAUCGGUGUGAACUGGCAAGCCAUCACUGGUAUGCAGCGAUCCAGAGAUCUCUUCCAGCUGUUCGAUGUGGACAAAGAUGGCGUCAUCAUUUUCAAGGAGCUCUUUCCGAACCUUGAUGACAAGGAGCCCGAGCGAGUGAAUACGCCAGAUUUCUGGAAGAAGUGGGUGCUCCAGAAGUGUGACGUUGAGAAUGCGCGAGACCCAAAGUGGCAGCCGCAGACCCCAGAGGCAGAACUUGAGCAGCUCUUCAACACCUCGGAAAGCCACGAAAAUGCAGCACAGCUUCGAAAAUGGAUGGGUGCCACGAUCAGGCGCCUCAAGAACAGAGGCAAAAGCGAUGCGCGCUGCCGAGAGAUCGUGGCCGCCCACCUGCCGCGUGGUACUGGGCCCAAGGACCGCGAGGAUGUACAGACCUUCAGUUCUGCUGAAGUCAAGCUCUGCAAGAAGACAUACAAUGAUGAGGUGAACGAUCCUGUGCGGAACAUCCAGAAGGUGUUCUAUGACAUGCGAGAGCAGCGACGGGUCUUGCAUGACUCGCGCCAGAAGCUUUGGAUGGUGACCAUGGCACCCCUGGAGCGCGCCAAACUGGAGGAGGACAGGAAGUCUGCGGCUGCAGCGGUGGGCCUGUCGCUGGGCGGCCUCGGCGGUGGCAUCGGCGCCAGCAGCGGCAGCACCAAGGAGCCAUCUGAAGCCCCUGCACAGGCAAAGAAGUCUCUGAAGAUCAUCGCUCAGCAGAGCAAAAUGGACGAAGAUGCCAUCGAAUUCCUACACAAGGAGUUCGCGGCUCAAGCUGACAAAAGCGACCUGAUCCUGAAGAAGGGCUUUGCGCGGCUGCUCAAAGGACUUUGCCUCGGCCGCACCAUCUCCGAGAGCGAUAGCAACUACUGGUGGGAGCAGGCGCUGCGUACGAUGCCACCUCCGGAGGAUGGUCGCAAGGCGCAGGUGUUGGACUUCGAGCGCUUCGCUAUGUGGUAUUCGACAUCGGAGGUGAUGUUCAGUAUGGCGGCGCAGCGCCGAAGUGGAGUUGAGCUUAGUCGAUGGAUUGAAGCGGCAUGGUGCCUGAUGACUGCCCAGCAAGUGACCUCGGCGCGAUAUCGCCUCGCGUGCCCUCGCACAUUUCUUCACGCAGCCCGCGUUGGCCUGGAUGUCGGAAACGGAGACUUUGACGUCAGAUGUCCGUUGCCAGCCGACGUCUCCCAGGCUUUGUCGAAGCUGGAGCCCCGUGGACCAGAGGGGCGAAGUCAGUUGAAGAUGCCGGACUGCCACUUUGCAGACGCUUCUUUCGGCGGAGGCGUGCUAUUCUGGCUCAAGAAAGAGGGGCAGCCCUCCCAGAAGGAGCUCUCCCCGGAGAAGCCCCCCAAGGAGGAGCCCUCCAAGGAGAAGCCCCAUUGCCAGGCGCAGCAGGAGAAGCCCGGCGAGACGCAGCCGCAGCCGAAGCCCUCGGAGGGGCAGCCCAUUCAGAAGACGGCGAAGCCGAAGUCGUGGCAGUUUUCGUGGAAGCCCGAGACGGAGUCCACCACGAAGGAGUCCUCCCCGGAGAAGCCCUCCAAGGAGAAGCCCCAUCCCCAGGCGCAGCAGGCGCGCACUCGCUUGCUAAGCAUCAUGCAGCUGGGGAAGAGGGGCGGUCUUCUUCUUGCAAGGACACUGCUGCUCAGCUGCAACUGCAAGCUGUACUCCAAGUGCACCAACUUUCACCCCCAGGAUGAAGCUGAGAAGCAACGCUGGCUUGACGACUACUUUGCCACCAAGUGCAUGCUCGGAGAGCGCUGCACGACACCUGCUUGCCUUUACAAUCACCCUGGACAGAUCCGGGGACAACCUCCGCCUGGCGGGACCGUAGAGGAUGCAGAGAGCCAGGAUGUAGCCUACAAGGCAGAGAAGGCAGCGAGAGACAAGCUCAAGCAAGCGCAGGAUGCCGCCCUGAGCAAAAGCAAGACCGAGGAGAAGGCGCCGAGGCAACUGCAUGAGGCAGCAGCGAAUGCAGCAGCACAGUUGGGGCUAAAUCGUCCUCCGCCUCCACCUGCACCCGCAGGUUCCACUCCGCAGCCGCCCGCUCUCGCAGCAUCGGCACCAGCCCCGCCACCACCGCCGGCAGCCGAAGAUCCCAUGGAAGCGGAGAUUCGUCGUAUGAUGCAGCAACAGCAAGAGGAAUACCAAGCCAAGCAGAAAAGUGGUGGCAGCAUGGGAGAGCCAGAGCCAAGGAGCCACAAAGCCGAGAAUGGUCGUGGCGGCUCUGGAUGCGGUUGCCGCGGCUGCUCUGGCUGUGGCUUAGGUGGCUGCGGUGGUUGCGGCGGCUACAGCGGCUGUGGCGGCUGUGGCGGCUGUGGCGGCUGCAGCGGCUGUGGCGGCUGCGGCGGCUGCGGCGGCUGUGGCUGUGGCAGCUGUGGCGGCUGCAAUUCUGCCUGCGGAUGCGGUGGAUGCGGGACAUCAUGUGGAGGUGGUUGCGGCCCGUGUGGAGGAUGUGGUCCCUGCGGCAAAGGCAGCGGGUGUGGCCCAUGCGGUGCAUGUGGCGGUUGUGGAGGUCCAUGUGGUUGUGGCUGCGGCUGCAAAGGUGGCUGUGGGUGCGGGCCGCAAGGCUGUGGAGGAUGUCAGGGCUGCGGAUGUGGCGGUGGAUGCUGCAGUGGUUGUGGAGGAUGUGGCUGUGGCUGUGGGGGGUGUUCAUGCGGUGGCUGUGGAAGCUGCGGCGGCUGCGGCGGCUGCGGUGGUUGCGGCGGUUGCGGCUGUGGUUGCGGAGGCUGUGGGGGUGGUUGCGGAAGCUGUGGGGGUGGCUGCUGCGGAAAUUGUGGCUGUGGAGGUGGUUGCGGAAACGGCUGUGGCGGAUGCCGCUGCGGAGGAUGUGGCUGCGGUUGCGGUGGCCCAGGCUGUGGAUGUGGUUGCGGCGGCUGUUGUGGCGGUUGCCCUGGGGGUGGCGGUUGCGGUUGUGGCGGGUGUUGUGGAGGAUGUGGUGGUUGCGGAGGUUGCGGCUGCAAAGGAGGCUGUGGUUGUUCGAACAUGGGACCCGGCAUGGGCGGCAAGGGCAUGGGCGGCAUGGGUAUGUGA
Messenger RNA from Symbiodinium sp. CCMP2592, 3975 nucleotides. The record is from the annotation of a GenBank genome assembly. NCBI's taxonomy places the organism in Eukaryota, Dinophyceae, Suessiales, Symbiodiniaceae.